This is a messenger RNA of Thelazia callipaeda (thelaziosis nematode), 1152 nucleotides long. The record is from the annotation of a GenBank genome assembly. NCBI's taxonomy places the organism in Eukaryota, Metazoa, Nematoda, Chromadorea, Rhabditida, Thelaziidae.
AUGACAGCUCGUCCAUUAGUGACUGUCUACAACGAUAAAAUCGAAGCAACGGAGGCACAGGUCAAGUUACCAGGGGUUUUCCGUGCUCCACUGCGUCCAGAUAUUGUCUCUUUUGUCCAUGAUCAAAUCAGGAAAAAUAAACGUCAACCAUAUGCUGUGUCCGUCGAGGCUGGGCAUCAGACCUCGGCUGAAUCAUGGGGUACUGGUCGUGCAGUAGCCCGGAUUCCUCGUGUGAGAGGGGGUGGUACUCAUCGUUCUGGACAAGGUGCAUUUGGCAAUAUGUGUCGUGGCGGACGUAUGUUUGCACCUACAAAGGUUUUUCGACGUUGGCAUCGACGUGUAAAUGUUGCACAAAAACGUUAUGCCAUGGUCUCAGCUAUAGCUGCUUCUGGUGUCCCAGCCUUGAUUCAAGCACGAGGACAUAUCAUCGAUCAGAUACCAGAAAUUCCAUUUGUUGUCACUGAUAAAAUAGAAAGUUUCAAGAAAACAAAAGAAGCUGUUUUGUUUUUGCGCCGCUCACAUUUUUGGGCUGAUAUUGAAAAGGUCUACAAUUCAAAGCGCAAUCGUGCUGGUAAAGGCAAAGGACGGAAUCGUCGUUAUAAAGCUAAGCUAGGCCCGCUUGUUGUGUAUAAUCAAGAUAAUGGUGUCGUUAAAGCGUUCCGGAAUAUUCCAGGUGUUCAACUUCUUCCAGUGGACCAUCUUAAUUUACUAAAAGUAGCACCUGGAGGUCAUCUUGGUCGUUUGAUCAUUUGGACUGAAUCUGCUUUUCGCAAAUUAGAUCCUAUAUAUGGGUCGGAGACACGAAGAUCUCUCGUUAAAGCCAAGUUUACUAUGCCGACUGCUAAGAUGACAAAUGCUGACUUCUCACGACUAAUUCGUUCGGAAGAAAUUGUGAAAGCAGUUCGACCAAGAAGGAAGACGGUCAAGGUUGCGAAAGUCCAUCGCAACCCAUUGAAGAAGACGCACAUUAUGGUGAGACUGAACCCAUAUGCUGCUGUAGUGAAACGUGCUGCAAUUUUGGCUAAUCGUAAAAGCCUCGGAAAGGAACAUGAAAAAGAAAAAAGGAUACAGGCUUUGCAUCAAAAAAUCUUGGAGCGUGCUGCUAAGAAGAAAACCAUUAAGGCGAAAACUGUCGAAACAGCUGCUGCAUAG